AUGUCUCGGUUUAUCCUAUUCAUAGCCAUAAUAAUCUCUGUCAGUGGUUCAACACCUGUGUUUGCUGACGAUGAUGAGCGAUAUCUAAACUGCAGCAAAACGUUUGAUUGCGGAAAUAUUAAGGAUAUUCCUUAUCCUUUCUGGGGAUCCAAUAGGCAAGAUUACUGUGGCUAUCCAGGGUUGGAGCUCAAUUGCAUUAACCAAGAUCCGGAGAUCACAAUCAUGCAAUCGACUUACAAAGUCCUUGGUAUCGAUAAUCAGUCGCGGACUCUCAAUGUUUCUAGAACAGAUUACACAGAAAAUCUCUGUCCAACUCUCCUGUCCAACACCUCUUUGGAGCAAAACCCCUUGGAAUAUACUUCAGAUCAUGGUGAGGUAACACUGUACUAUGGUUGCCCUGCUCCAAGUCCGCAAGGGCUUUCCGCUCGGUUUACUUGCACCAUUAACGAGACUGAUAUGAUGGGCUACUUUAUAACAGCCAACCUCUCUGAACUUGUUUCAAUUGCUCCUGGCUUAAUCAGCUACCUGACAACAUGCAAUAAUAGCGUUAAAGUUCCAAUACGUCAAUCAGCUAUUCUGCCGAAUAUAGACAUUACUACCGUAGAACAGUUGCUUGGAGUUCUUAAUCAAGGUUUUGGGUUAGAGUGGAAUGCAAAUGAUGACUUAUGUGAAACAUGCAAACUUUCUGGUGGGCAGUGUGGGUACAACCAGACUACAAAAGCAUUCACUUGUUAUUGUGCUGAUCAACCUCGAGAUUUUAAUUGCGCAGCAUCACCACCUAGUCAAUCAACAAAGUCGUCUAAGCCAGAUCCACUUAAAAUAGGGCUUAGCACAGCAGGUUGUGUUGUUGGUCUCUUUGUGGGAUGCUGGCUCAUGGCCAUUAUACAACGAAAGAGAAGAAAAGCUGCCCUACUGAAAAGCAAAGACCUUCCUAUAGCUACUCCUGCUUCAAGCAAAGGCCUUGCUACUUCGACUAAUCUCUCUCGAAGCACCCCUUCUCUUACCUCCUCAAAGUCUGACAUUGAUAGGGGUAGUACCUACUUUGGAGUUCGGGUUUUCAGCUACAAAGAACUUGAGGAAGCCACUAACUUUUUUGAUCCCUCUAAAGAACUCGGAGAUGGAGGGUUUGGAACUGUUUACUAUGGAGUACUCAGGGAUGGGCGUGUGGUUGCCAUCAAGCGCCUAUAUGAGAACAACAUGAAACCUCUAGAAGCAGUGGACACCAACAGGCAUCGACAUGAUAUUAAUUUGUCCAACAUGGCAGUGAAAAAAAUCCAAAAUGAUGCUUUAUAUGAGUUGGUCGAUCCAUUUCUUGAAUUCGAUAAGGAUUUCGUGGUGAGGAAGAUGGUAACAUCAGUUGCAGAAUUAGCUUUCCGGUGUUUGCAACAACAGAGGGAAAUGAGGCCUGCUAUGGAAGAAGCAUUGGAGGUAUUGAGAAGAAUUGAGAAAGAAAAUUACGGAGCUGAAAAAGUAGAAGUAUUGGAUAUUAGUAAGGAUGAUGUUGGGCUAUUGAAGCACGCUCCUCCCCCACUUCAACUUUCACCGGACUCUAUGAGUGAUCAAUUUUGGGCAAGCAGUUCUUCAACUGUAGCACCCCAUUCCUACUAG
Dovyalis caffra is the source of this 1608-nucleotide messenger RNA. The record is from the annotation of a GenBank genome assembly. NCBI's taxonomy places the organism in Eukaryota, Viridiplantae, Streptophyta, Magnoliopsida, Malpighiales, Salicaceae.